GAGAGCCGGGCGGGCGGCGGGGAGGGGGCUGCGGGGAGUGUCGGCGCGGCGCGGCGCGGCGCGGCGCCGUGCGGGCCCGGGGGCGCGCCCGGCGCCGCUGAUUGACGGCGGGGCCCGGCCCGCGGCCCAUAAAGGCGGCGGCGCGGCGGCGCGGCGGGACGUACGCCGGCGGCAGGGCACCGCGCUCCGCUCCGCACCGCGCUCCGCACCCCGCUGCGCACCGCCUGGCUCCGGCCCCGGCCCCGGCCCCGGCGUCGCCGCUGCCGCGGGAGCAGCCCGCCCCUCGCGCACCGUCGGCUCCCUCAUGCCAGGAGUUAUGCUACAGAGGAGUGGGCUGUUGUGGCUAACUGUCUUGAUAACCCUGUGGGCUUCCUCAAAUGCUCAGGAUGGUGACAGGGAAGAGGAAACUACCUUCGAUUUACUUCAAAUCAGUAACAUAAAUCGAAAGACAGUUGGAGCAAAAUUGUUUCGGGGUCCAGAUCCCUCUAACCCAGCAUAUCGUUUCAUUCGGUUUGACCAUAUACCUCCAUGUAAACCAGAGAAAUUAAAAAAGAUUGUCAAACUCAUACGGCAAAAUGAGGGCUUUAUUCUUUCAGCCACCCUGAGACAGGAUAGGCAAUCUAGAGGCACUCUUCUUGCUUUAGAGGGUCCUGGCAUCAGUGAGAGGCAGUUCGAGAUUAUUUCCAAUGGCCGAGCCAACACCCUGGACCUUAUCUAUUGGGUGGAUGGCUUCCAGAACGUGAUUUCCUUGGAAGACGUGGACCUCGCAGACUCACAAUGGAAGAACCUCACAGUGCAAGUAACAGGGGAGAACUACAACCUCUAUGUUGGCUGUGACCUCAUUGACAGCUUCAUCCUGGAGGAGCCUUUCUACGAACAACUGAGAGCAGAAAACAGUAGAAUGUAUGUGGCGAAAGGAGCUAUUCGGGAGAACCAUUUCAGGGGUCUUUUGCAAAAUAUUCAGUUAAUCUUUGACACUUCAGUAGAGGAUGUUCUGCGUAAAAAAGGAUGCCAAAGGACCCAACCAACGGAAGUGAACACUAUCAACGAGAGCACUGAAAUCCUUCACUUGAGCCCUGCUGUCACAACUGAGUAUGUUGGUGAAAAAACAGAAAAGAAGGCGGAGUUUUGUGACCGCUCCUGUGAAGAGCUGGGAACGAUGUUCACUGAACUCACUGGCCUGCGCAUUGUGGUGAACAACUUAGCUGAUAACCUUCAGAAGGUGUCUGAAGAGAACCAAAUUAUGUGGGAAUUGAUUGGACCAAACAAAACACUCAAGAACCAAUCAGUUUGCUGGCAGGAUGGCCGUGUCUUUUCAGAUAAUGAAAGCUGGAUUGUAGAUAGCUGCACUAAGUGUACCUGCCAGGAUUCUAAAAUUGUGUGCCAUCAAAUCACCUGCCCAGCAGUCUCUUGUGCUGAUCCAUCUUUUAUUGAAGGUGAAUGCUGUCCAGUCUGCUCUCAUUCUGAUGACAGUGAGGAAGGCUGGUCACCAUGGUCAGACUGGACAAAGUGCUCAGUUACUUGUGGCUCUGGCACCCAGAUGCGGGGAAGGUCAUGCGAUGUUACCAGGAGUGCUUGUACAGGCCCGCACAUCCAGACAAGAAUGUGCAGCUUUAAGAAAUGCGACCAUCGCAUACGUCAGGAUGGUGGCUGGAGUCACUGGUCUCCCUGGUCUUCCUGUUCAGUUACCUGUGGAAUAGGAAAUAUCACUCGUAUCCGCCUCUGCAAUUCCCCCAUUCCUCAGAUGGGUGGGAAAAAUUGUGUGGGAAACGGUCGUGAAACAGAAAAAUGUGAGAAGGCUCCAUGUCCAGUGAACGGUCAGUGGGGUCCUUGGUCUCCAUGGUCUGCUUGCACUGUUACCUGUGGAGGAGGACUUCGUGAGAGGUCUCGCCUCUGUAACAGUCCAGAGCCACAGUAUGGAGGAAAGCCAUGUGUGGGAGAUGUCAAACAACACGAUAUGUGCAAUAAGAAGGAUUGCCCAGCUGAUGGGUGUUUGUCAAAUCCUUGCUUUCCUGGAGCAGACUGCAACAGUUACCCAGAUGGAUCUUGGUCAUGUGGGCCAUGUCCAGCAGGCUACCUUGGCAAUGGCACAGUCUGUGAGGAUCUUGAUGAGUGUAUAGCUGUACCAGAUGUUUGCUUUAAGGUGAAUCAGGUCCAUCGCUGUGUGAACACAAAUCCAGGUUUCCACUGCUUGCCAUGUCCUCCACGCUAUAAAGGAAGUCAGCCCUAUGGGGUAGGACUGGAAGUUGCCAAGACAGAGAAGCAAGUGUGUGAACCUGAGAAUCCAUGUAAGGACAAGACACACAGCUGCCACAAGUCUGCAGAAUGUAUCUAUCUGGGCCAUUUCAGUGAUCCCAUGUACAAAUGUGAAUGCAGGACAGGUUAUGCUGGUGAUGGACACAUUUGUGGUGAAGAUUCAGAUUUGGAUGGCUGGCCUAAUAACAACUUGGUCUGUGCUGCUAAUGCUACAUACCAUUGUGUGAAGGAUAACUGCCCCCUUCUGCCUAACUCUGGCCAAGAAGACUUUGAUAAAGAUGGCAAAGGAGAUGCCUGUGAUGAGGACGAUGACAAUGAUGGUGUUGAAGAUGACAAAGACAAUUGCCCUCUUCUGUUCAACCCUCGUCAGUUUGAUUAUGACAAGGAUGAAGUUGGUGACCGCUGUGAUAAUUGCCCCUAUGUGCACAACCUGGCUCAGAUUGACACAGAUAAUAAUGGGGAGGGUGACUCAUGUGCUGUGGACAUUGACGGAGAUGACAUUUUUAAUGAACGAGAUAACUGUCCUUAUGUCUACAACACAGACCAGAGUGAUACAGAUGGUGAUGGUGUUGGUGAUCAGUGUGAUAAUUGUCCAUUAAUGCAUAAUCCAGACCAGACUGAUGCAGAUAAUGACCUUGUUGGUGACCAGUGUGACAACAAUGAGGACAUAGAUGAAGAUGGUCACCAGAACAACCAAGAUAACUGCCCUUACAUUCCUAAUGCUAACCAAGCUGACCAUGAUAAGGAUGGUAAAGGGGAUGCCUGCGAUCCUGAUGAUGACAAUGAUGGUAUCCCUGAUGACAGGGACAAUUGUCGCCUCAGAUACAACCCUGAGCAAGAGGACUCUGAUGGUGACGGCAGAGGUGACAUUUGCAAAGAUGAUUUCGACAAUGACAAUGUCCCAGAUAUUUAUGAUGUAUGCCCUGAAAAUAAUGCCAUCAGUGAAACUGACUUCAGGAAGUUCCAGAUGGUCCCCUUGGACCCCAAGGGAACAGCUCAGAUUGAUCCCAACUGGGUUAUUCGCCACCAAGGCAAGGAACUGGUGCAGACUGCCAACUCUGAUCCUGGAAUAGCUGUGGGCUAUGAUGAGUUCAGCUCUGUUGACUUCAGUGGCACGUUCUAUGUUAACACAGACCGCGAUGAUGACUAUGCUGGCUUUGUGUUUGGCUAUCAGUCCAGCAGUCGGUUUUAUGUCCUGAUGUGGAAGCAGGUGACUCAGACCUACUGGGAGGACAAACCCACCAGGGCAUAUGGCUAUUCUGGUGUGUCACUCAAAGUAGUGAAUUCAACAACUGGUGCUGGUGAACACUUAAGAAAUGCUCUCUGGCACACAGGAAAUACCCCUGGACAGGUGCGUACUUUGUGGCAUGAUCCCAAGAACAUUGGCUGGAAAGAUUAUACUGCUUACAGGUGGCAUUUGAUUCAUCGGCCUAAAACAGGAUUAAUAAAAGUUUUAGUGUAUGAAGGGAAGCAAGUCAUGGUGGAUUCUGGACCAAUCUAUGAUACAACCUUUGCUGGUGGACGAUUAGGUCUUUUUGUCUUCUCUCAAGAGAUGGUCUAUUUCUCUGACCUCAAAUAUGAAUGCAGAGAUGCUUGAGCAAUGGUUGCUGCAUUACCAGCAAAGUACUGCAGAUGCUGUGCAACCUAGACACCUCAGUACAUCCUGGUACUCCCAGUUUCUAUUUUUGUGUACCUCCUUCUCUGUCCUCGUGCUCCACUGACCAGGUACCUCCCUGCUGCCAGGAGUGGCUCAGCCAUCCCUCCACCCAAGUGCCUUCUCACAGCCAGGACUAACGAAACCGAAAUGUGAGCAUCCAGGCCACCACUGAAGCAAAAAGCAGAUUGAUACAUUAGAACACUUUCGUAGAGUGAAAACUUAGCAAGACAUGUUUGUUUAUUUGUCUUUUAAGGAAUAACGUUUACAUAUAAAAAUGUAAUUUCUAAAUGUAUUUAUAUAUAUGGAGAAGAAAAGGGGAUAAUGAUUAUUAUUCAUUGUCUUUAAGUGAGGAAAAAGUGUUUGAAUAACUCUUUAGGUGUAUGGUUGACACUUCCUUGCUCUGAUCAGAGCUGAACUUCAGUAACACAAAGCCUCUAAUUUCAACAAAAUAACAGAGGGCUGCACCAACGGUAUCUAUACUAACAAAGAAAAAGCCUUUGUAGAAUAAAGUGAAGGUCAAUUAGGAAGAUUUCUUGAUCAAAAAAGAUGUCCUUCAGCUGAUGAGGAUGGUUUUAAUAACAUUAAGAUUAGAGUUGGUACAAAUGUCAAAUUUGCAACCUAAAACAUUGUCUAUUAUCACAGACUUAGUUUAGUUCUGUUUGGCUUGAAUUAGAAACUCCCAUGUGACAGGGAAGAGUAAUCAAGUUAAACAUCCAUGGCUAUCACCAUGUCAGGAUGACUUUCAUAAAAUGAUUUCCAGUUGUUCCAUUUCCAUCUUGUUUUGCAUUCCCUCAUAAUAAAAUAUAUUCCAUGACCAUGUGGAGCAAAAUGAACCUGAACCACUUACCACCUCUGCUGCAAAAAGCACUUUGACAUCCUGAAUCCUGAUCUGGGUUUUUGAAAAGGUGGCAACGCUACUAUUACUUAAUUUGGUAACAUAUGAAUUUAAGGUUCCAAUUAUAAAUAUUUUGUUAAUAUUUAUUAUGAUUAUCACAUUGAGCUACCUGAUAAUUUAUUUUAAAGCAUGUCAUAUAAUGCAUUAGUAAUACACUUACAAAUAAAGAUAUUUUAAAGCUAUUUCAAAAAGCAUAUUGCAGUAUGUAGAUAUUGUCAAAGCAUGGCAUACACAUAAACACAUAGUUUCAUGGGUUAUAUUCAUGUAUGCUUUAAAGUUAAAUGAAUAAUAAGAAGGAAUUUAUAAAUGGAACCUUAAUAUAUAUUCGGUUACCCUAAUUUUAAUAUUUUGUAUUGUUACCUAUGUCUGCUGUAUAUAGAAGUUUUCAAAAUAAUGCUGAAGGGAUACCAGUGUUUAUUCUAAACAGAUACAACAGUUAUUCAGAUAUACAAUAGUAUAAACAUGUUUAACAUUUUUUGUUUUCUUUAAGUUGUAUGAGCUUUGUUCACAAAAAGAACACUUGCUGGUGUAAUUUUAUUCAUAGAUGGGUUUAUUAAUGGCAGAAUACACUAACUUCGCCUUCUUGUAGGGCACAGUGAGCUAAAUGUCAAAUCAACUUUUUCUCCCUUGAAAUAGAUUUUUGUUGCUAUAUACAUUAGAAAGAAAUCCAGUUUCUGGCUUUAUUGCACAUUUUAUAAUCAUAUUAUCAAAUCUCUUUUUGAUUUUUUUGAUUUUUUUUUUUCCAAAUCCUCUUUAUGAGGUUUUUUAGUUUGUUUCAGUUUCUUCCUUUUGGUGUUUCAAAUUGUAUCCCCAAGUCCAAAGAAGAAGGGAGGGUGACUUCAUUAAAUGUAAUGAUUGUAAUGGCUGUGUAGGGUUUUUUGUUUUCUCAGAGAGGCAUCAGUGUGGGGAUGAAGGUGUUAAUAUUUAGACUGUAUCAUAAUUUUCCUAUUCUAUGUAAAUUAUUUAUGAUGUGUUUUCUUUUUUUCGUUUUUUUUCCUUGCAAGUGUGUGUGUGUGUGUGUGUGUGUGUGUGUGUGUGAGAAAGAGUGAGAUCAAUGAAAUUUCACUUUGUUUUGCCAAAGAUUGUAAAUAAUUAUUUAUUUGUUUACAUGGACGGAUUCUAUCAUUUAACGUCCUGAUUCAUUUAGUCAGCUCCUCAUUUUUAUAUAUAUAUAUAUAUAUAUAUAUAUAUAUAAAACAUUUUAAGAAACUAAUGAUAGGAAAUAAACUGUAAAAAGGUUUUAUAAAAAAAAUCUCUUUACCUUUUUUAUAGUUAUAAAUGUUUCAUUUUUAAAAAAAAAGCCCCUUCUCCAAAGUCCUCAGUUAAAUAAGCCUCUUGCCUUGCUAUAAACUAUUUCAUUUCACACAAACCAACAAAUCUAUUGCUUGGUUACAAAUCACUUAAUAUUUUUUAAGGAUGUAAAGGGCAGCUUUCCUAGUCCUGCUGACAAAAGACAUCAUUCCACAUGAAGUCUUAAUCUGACAAACUGUCCAAAGUUUUAUUUAUGUUGUAAUUGAGAAAUUUUGGUCCUUCUUUUUUGUUGGACUUGUACACACAUUCUCUGUAUUGGAUCUUGGCCAAUGUGUUUAAACAAAUAUAUAAUCCUAUUCUGUAA
Molecule: messenger RNA, 6423 nt
Organism: Dromaius novaehollandiae (emu)
Lineage: Eukaryota; Metazoa; Chordata; Aves; Casuariiformes; Dromaiidae
Gene: THBS2
Product: thrombospondin 2
Exons: 22
Coding region: 305-3853 (1182 amino acids)
Biological process (GO): negative regulation of angiogenesis; cell adhesion
Cellular component (GO): extracellular region
Molecular function (GO): calcium ion binding; protein binding
Source: RefSeq, a predicted model, not a curated record